Rodentolepis nana is the source of this 810-nucleotide messenger RNA. Lineage: Eukaryota; Metazoa; Platyhelminthes; Cestoda; Cyclophyllidea; Hymenolepididae. The record is from the annotation of a GenBank genome assembly.
AUGAGCUCCUCCUCAACAGGCAAGGUGAUUUCUCUCGACAAGGAAAAGAUUAAGAAUUGCUUUUGGGACAUCGCAGAUGCACUAUUUCCGGAAAUGAAAAAUUGUCUUGAAAAAUGCAUAGAUAAGAAUGAGAACGUAAAGCCAACGGUUCCAGGAACAGGAAUGCCAGCACCAGAGCCGCCUAGUGACACUGACGAGGAGAAUCCAGAGGAGCCAGGUGAAGAGAAGCCUGGAGACACUGAUGAGGAGAAUCCAGAGGAGCCUGGUGAAGAGAAGCCUGGAGACACUGAUGAGGAGAAUCCAGAAGAACCUGGUGAAGAGAAGCCUGGUGACACUGAUGAGGAGAACCCAGAAGAGCCAGGUGAAGAGAAGCCUGGUGACACUGAUGAGGAGAACCCAGAAGAGCCGGGUGAAGAGAAACCUGGUGACACUGAUGAGGAGAAUCCAGAAGAACCUGGUGAAGAGAAGCCUGGUGACACUGAUGAGGAGAACCCAGAAGAGCCAGGUGAAGAGAAGCCUGGUGACACUGAUGAGGAGAAUCCAGACGAACCUGGUGAGGAGGAUCCUGACUCUGAUAAGAUAAAGGAUUGUUUCUGGGAAAUUGCUAAAAAGUUCUAUCCUAAUUUGAAAAAAUUUUGUAGUCAGACAGAUGAACCUGGUGAGGAGAAACCUGGAGACACUAAUGAAGAGAAUCCAGAUGAACCUGGUGAGGAGGAUCCUGAUUCUGAUAAGAUUAGGGAUUGCUUCUGGGAAAUUGUCAAAAAGUUCUAUCCGAAAAUGAAAAAAUGCAUUGAAAAAUGUUUGGAUUAG